Theileria orientalis strain Shintoku is the source of this 549-nucleotide messenger RNA. RefSeq lists its product as hypothetical. The coding region runs from base 1 to 549 and encodes 182 amino acids. The record is from RefSeq and is a predicted model, not a curated record. The transcript is spliced from 5 exons. NCBI's taxonomy places the organism in Eukaryota, Apicomplexa, Aconoidasida, Piroplasmida, Theileriidae.
AUGAUACGUAUUACCAGUAUUAUGCGCUCACAGAAGGUUUGUGAUGCCUUAGUUAUGUUCGGAACCCACGUAAACAGGACGCCGUUCGUAUCGCAUCCAGGUGUUAUGGCCGUAGCCCAGUUACUGGAAAUGAAGUCCCUGGUGGAGCACAGAGCACAUUUUACACAGGAAGAUGUCAACAGAAUGUACGAAUUCGACUCAGAGCUCGCAAAGAAGGCGCAAGUUGCAGUGGAUUACGACUUACCAGUGUCACACUAUAACUUGGACUAUUUAGACAAGCCAGGAUUCGUGGAGACGUUGUUGAAGGAGAAGAAGCUCAAUGAAAAGAUAGCAGAAGAGGUGCUCUCAGCACCCAAAGGAGACUAUAAACAGCCAAAAUCAAUGGAAUCGUACAAAGCACCAACAAUUCCUGUGGAAUGGAGAGAACACGAGUUGGCAUUCACAGAUUUAAUGGUCGAUGUGCAGCCCUCGGUGGUCAGAGAGAUGGAAACACAAGCAAAAAUGCGCAAAUUUGUAGAAGAACACGAGAAAAAAUUUAAAAAUAAAUAA